Carya illinoinensis is the source of this 2007-nucleotide messenger RNA. RefSeq names its product serine carboxypeptidase-like 42. Gene Ontology annotation, molecular function: serine-type carboxypeptidase activity. Bases 399 to 1817 code for a protein of 472 amino acids. The transcript has 11 exons. Gene Ontology annotation, biological process: proteolysis. Lineage: Eukaryota; Viridiplantae; Streptophyta; Magnoliopsida; Fagales; Juglandaceae. The record is from RefSeq and is a predicted model, not a curated record.
UCUAUGGUAAAAGAGAGAGCCAAUCUGAAACGGAAAUUACUGUCCCAGCUGUAGCCUGCAAGUCUGCAACUGGUAAUGUCCGUCUCUUGCUCUUUGGAACUGUGUUAUGUACAGUGCACAUACAGCAACUUCAACAGAUCGGAUCUUGAACUUUGAAUGAGGCACUUUUUGCUCAUGUAGCCCUGGAUUCACGUGACUUUUAUAACAGAUCUUUUUGUUUUGCGGAUAAAGUAAUACGGAAUCUGAACGUGUAACAAAAGAUACAUUUUCUUUUUUAAUAUUAUGGUUUAUCUUUUGGUUCAUACUCUUUUUCGCUGGAAUAUAUCUUUUAUAGGGAAAUUCGGUAGGUAACGGGUAAAAGGGUGGGUCUUUCCGUGAGGAUCUCGGGAUUUCCUGAGAUGGGUAAGUGUUGGUUUGGUGGGGUUUUGGUAGUGGUGGGGUUGGUGUGGUUGUUUGGGAUUCGUGUAGAAGGCUACCCAGUUGAGGAUCUGGUGGUAAGGCUGCCUGGACAGCCUAAGGUUGGGUUCAGGCAGUAUGCUGGGUAUGUUGAUGUAGAUGUCAAGGCUGGGAGGAGCCUGUUUUACUAUUUUGUGGAGGCAGACAACGAGCCUGACAAGAAGCCUCUCACUCUCUGGCUCAAUGGAGGUCCUGGUUGUUCCUCUAUCGGUGGAGGUGCCUUUACAGAGUUGGGCCCAUUCUAUCCCAAAGGUGAUGGUCGAGGCCUUCGAAGAAAUUCAAUGUCAUGGAAUCGAGCAUCAAAUCUCCUCUUUGUUGAGUCUCCUGCUGGAGUAGGAUGGUCAUACUCGAAUACAAGUUCAGAUUAUACUUGUGGAGAUGCCUCCACUGCUAGGGAUAUGCAUAUAUUUAUGAUGAAAUGGUAUGAGAAGUUUCCAGAAUUCAAAUCCAGAGGACUGUUUCUCACUGGAGAAAGCUAUGCGGGGCAUUACAUACCACAAUUGGCAAUUGCUCUGCUUGACCAUAAUGCAUAUUCAACUGGUCUCAAGUUCAACAUCAAAGGGGUUGCUAUUGGGAAUCCCCUUUUAAGACUUGAUCGAGAUGUUGCAGCAACGUAUGAAUUCUUUUGGUCUCAUGGAAUGAUUUCUGAUGAAAUUGGCCUUGCAAUCAUGAACGAGUGUGAUUUCAAUGAUUAUGCCUUUGCAAGUCCUCACAAUGUGACUGAGUCAUGUGAAAAUGCCAUCAAUAGCGCAAACAUUGUCGUUGGGGAAUAUAUAAACAAUUAUGAUGUGAUCCUUGAUAUUUGUUAUCCAUCUCUAGUAGAGCAAGAGCUCAACUUGCGGAAACUGGCUACUAAGAUUAGUGUUGGGGUUGAUGUUUGUAUAACCUAUGAAAGACGAUUCUAUUUCAACCUUCCUGAAGUUCAGAAGGCUCUUCAUGCAAAUCGUACCAGAUUACCUUAUGGCUGGUCCAUGUGCAGUUCUGUUCUGGAUUACAGUGAUACUGAUGGUAACAUUAACAUUCUUCCCUUGCUCAAAAGAAUAAUCCAAAAUCACAUUCCAGUCUGGGUUUUCAGUGGGGAUCAAGAUUCUGUUGUGCCGUUACUGGGAUCCCGGACACUCAUCCGAGAAUUGGCUCAUGAUUUGAAUUUCAAGAUUACAGUCCCAUAUGGAGCUUGGUUUCACAAGGGCCAGGUGGGAGGUUGGGCAACUGAGUAUGGGAAUUUAUUAACUUUUGCCACAGUAAGGGGUGCUGCACAUAUGGUACCAUAUGCACAGCCCUCAAGGGCAUUACAUCUAUUCAGUUCAUUUGUGCGCGGCCGGAGAUUACCAAACACAACUCGUCCUUCAAUUGAUGAUUAAUAAGGUUUCAACUAUCAUUUACAUUGUUGUCAAAAGUUUCAAAUUGUUUCAUCAUUCUGAGAUCUCUUCAUUCAAAGGCAUAAGAUAGGAGUUGGUUUUUCAGUGGUAAUAAUGAAGAGAAGAAACAAGUUCAAAUUUAUUUGCUGAAGGAACAGAUUCCAAAUGUAAUUUCAUAUAGAAUGUUUCUGCA